UUUCGUCCUUGCAAUCAAUCUCUAAUACCAAAAACUGCGGCGCUCACCCCCCAAAUUACUACUAUUGUUCGACAUACAAACACGCGCGCUUGAGACCCGAAAUAUCGCAGCAUCGAUUGCCCGCCAUGUCGGUCAUUCUGUGCACUGCUGGUUAUGACCACACUAUUCGAUUCUGGGAAGCGCUGUCGGGAAUAUGCUCCCGGACGAUUCCUCACCCAGAUUCGCAGGUCAACCGCCUUUGCAUCUCGCCCGACAAACGCUAUCUCGCCGCCGCCGGCCACCAUACCGUUAAGCUCUACGACAUCAAAUCGACCAACCCCAACGCUAUUCUCACCUUUGACGGCCAUACCUCGAACAUCACGGGUGUCGCAUUCCACUGCGAGUCCAAGUGGCUGGUGACAUCCUCGGAAGACGGCACGGUCAAGAUCUGGGAUACGAGAUCAGGCAAUGUCCAGCGCAACUACACCCACGGCGUCCCGGUCAAUGAUGUGGUCAUUCACCCCAACCAGGGAGAACUGAUUAGCUGCGAUCGCGGUGGCAAUGUGAGGAUCUGGGAUCUGGGCGAGAAUAAGUGCUCCCACCAGCUCAUUCCCGAAGACGACGUCAGCGUGGCCAGUGUAACGGUUGCCAGUGACGGUAGCAUGGUUUGCGCGGGAAACAAUGCCGUUUUGGAAAGGGAAGCUGACAGUUCAAAGGGUAAUGUCUAUGUCUGGCGUAUGAUCCAGCGUAGUGAUACGACAUCGAUUCUGCCCAUCUGCAAGUUCCUUGCCCACACCACGUACAUUACUCGUGUUCUCCUCUCUCCGGACGUUCGCCAUCUAGCUACCUGCUCUGCUGACCACACAGCUCGCAUUUGGUCCGUUGAUACGUCUGCUCCCCACAACGUUACCCCCACCGACAACCUUCCCUCGGCCAGCGAGCGUGACCCUGCCGCCUUUCCGCUCGAGACUACGCUCCACGGCCAUCAGAGGUGGGUCUGGGAUUGUGCCUUUUCAGCUGAUAGUGCCUACCUGGUUACCGCAUGCUCAGACCAUUACGCACGGUUGUGGGAACUAGGCAGCCAGAGUAUUAUUCGGCAGUACAACGGACAUCAUCGCGGUGCCGUCUGUGUGGCUUUGAACGAUACUGCCGUUGGUAAUUGA
Exserohilum turcica Et28A is the source of this 1142-nucleotide messenger RNA. RefSeq lists its product as uncharacterized. Bases 126 to 1142 code for a protein of 338 amino acids. Gene Ontology annotation, cellular component: TORC2 complex; TORC1 complex. Gene Ontology annotation, biological process: TOR signaling; regulation of actin cytoskeleton organization. Gene Ontology annotation, molecular function: protein binding. The record is from RefSeq and is a predicted model, not a curated record. The transcript is spliced from 4 exons. Lineage: Eukaryota; Fungi; Ascomycota; Dothideomycetes; Pleosporales; Pleosporaceae.